This is a messenger RNA of Neohortaea acidophila, 2345 nucleotides long. RefSeq names its product armadillo-type protein. Gene Ontology annotation, molecular function: protein-membrane adaptor activity; protein binding. Gene Ontology annotation, cellular component: fungal-type vacuole membrane. The transcript has 5 exons. Lineage: Eukaryota; Fungi; Ascomycota; Dothideomycetes; Mycosphaerellales; Teratosphaeriaceae. The coding region runs from base 123 to 1916 and encodes 597 amino acids. The record is from RefSeq and is a predicted model, not a curated record. Gene Ontology annotation, biological process: nucleus-vacuole junction assembly; vacuole inheritance.
UAGACCGACACCCACCCUACCGCGAGCAUCUCUACCCCUCUACCAGGGCUUACGAAUAGACGGCCAGGACAUAAUACCGUUAGCCGGGUCGCUGCGGCACCCAGGCGGACACACUCGACGGAAUGGGAGACUUUUGCAGAAAGAUAUUCUAUUGUUGUGGGGGCAGCUCCAAAGUCGACUAUGAGAAUGCGCUCAAGGACUCGGAGCGUGAGGCUGUUGCAGACCUGCUCAAUUACCUCGAAAAUAGAGGGGAGACCGACUUCUUCUCCGGCGAACCACUUGCAGCAUUGAGCACGCUUGUCUAUAGUAACAACAUUGACCUGCAGCGAAGUGCAAGCUUGACCUUUGCCGAAAUCACGGAGCGAGACGUAAGAGCGGUAGACCGCCACACUCUCGAACCCAUCCUCUUCCUUCUCGACAGCCCCGACAUCGAGGUCCAGCGCGCCGCCUCUGCCGCGCUCGGCAAUCUCGCCGUUGAUGCCCAAAACAAAGUGCUGAUCGUAUCACUCGGCGGUCUCAAUCCUCUCAUCAAACAGAUGACGAGCGCGAACGUGGAAGUGCAGUGCAAUGCCGUCGGCUGUAUCACCAACCUCGCGACCCACGAAGAGAACAAGGCCAGGAUAGCACGGUCAGGCGCGCUGGCCCCCCUCACACGACUGGCAAAGAGCAAGGACAUGCGUGUACAAAGAAACGCUACUGGGGCAUUGCUCAACAUGACGCACUCGGACGAUAAUCGCAAUCAGCUGGUCGCCGCCGGGGCCAUCCCCGUGCUGGUCGGCUUACUGAGCAGUCCGGACACCGACGUUCAAUACUACUGCACUACCGCCCUCUCCAACAUCGCGGUCGACGCCACGAAUCGAAAGCGACUCGCACAAAGUGAGAGCCGACUCGUGCAGAGUCUGGUACAGCUCAUGAAGGGCCAGGCACCGAAGGUGCAGUGCCAAGCAGCACUGGCAUUGAGAAAUCUGGCCAGCGAUGAAAAAUAUCAGUUGGAAAUCGUUCGAGCCAGCGGCCUCCCACCCCUUCUCCAGCUCCUGCAGUCCUCCUACCUCCCCCUCCAACUCUCGGCCGUCGCGUGUAUACGCAAUAUCAGCAUCCACCCGAUGAACGAGUCACCGAUCAUCGACGCCGGCUUCCUCCGGCCGUUGGUCGAUCUGCUGGGCUCGACGGACAACGAAGAAAUCCAAUGCCACGCCAUCUCGACCUUACGAAAUCUAGCAGCGUCCUCCGAUCGCAAUAAGCAGCUCGUCCUCGAAGCAGGUGCGGUGCAGAAGUGCAAGGAUCUCGUGCUGAACGUGCCCCUGACCGUUCAAUCCGAGAUGACGGCGGCCAUCGCCGUUUUGGCACUCUCGGACGAUCUGAAGCCGCACCUGCUCAAGCUGGGCGUGUUCGACGUGUUGAUCCCGCUGACGGAGAGCGAGAGCAUCGAAGUGCAAGGCAACAGCGCGGCGGCGCUCGGCAAUCUCAGCAGCAAAGGUCGGUCCGCGCCCACGACGGUGCCUUCGGAGUUGGGUGCUGACUACCUUCUAGUGGGCGACUAUAGCCUCUUCCUCUCCUCGUGGAACCAGCCAUCCGGCGGCAUCCACGGCUACCUCGCACGCUUCCUGGCGUCGGGCGAUCCGACCUUCCAGCACAUCGCCAUCUGGACGUUGCUGCAACUGCUAGAGUCCGGCGACCCCACGCUCAUCUCGACCAUUCAGGAAGCAAAGGACGUAAUGGACGCGGUGCGCGGAAUCAGCGAAAAGCAGGUCGAGAGCAGUGGGGCGGAAGGGGCGGAAGAUGGUGAAGACGGGGAGGGCGAAGUGGUGGCGCUCGCGAAGCGCUGUCUCGACCUUUCGCGGGGUGAGGCGCAGCCUGCUGAUGGCGGCGUGGCGAAGAGUGAAGGUGGAGGCUCCCAGCCGUCUUCCACGACUUAGUGGGCACUAGUCUGGAUUCCCGCGGGCGGCAGCAGUGGGUGUUGAUGGCGGACGGUCUUGCUCGUGCGACCGUUCAUCGGCAGACAGGUAGUGACGGGCGUCAUAUGGGUUGCGGGUGUUCUCGGGGUAGAGAAGGUGCAUGGUGGCCUUGGUGCCUUGUUACAAGAAGGGGAAGCGGGGUGUCGUUGUUGCUCUUCUUCUUCUUUUGCAACUGAUAUCACUGCGCAGUGGACAUCUCUGUGUGUUCUUGCGACUGGGCUGACUAGGGUAGUUAUGGUCACCAGGCACUUUGUACCACCAAUUGUCUAUCACACCACGACUUCUCCAGCACGUACAAUGACACCCGCAUUCAGUCCCUGUGCUGUUCGAUCGUAUCGUGUCGGAUGAAUCAACAGCGCAACACAAACAGCCUAAACUCAAGGCUCGAGU